Messenger RNA from Caenorhabditis sp. 36 PRJEB53466, 825 nucleotides. The record is from the annotation of a GenBank genome assembly. Lineage: Eukaryota; Metazoa; Nematoda; Chromadorea; Rhabditida; Rhabditidae.
AUGAUCAAACGCCUUCUGCUUCUCUUCUCGUGCCACGUGGCACUGCUCUCAGCGGCGCCGUCGUCACGAAUGUGCGCGUCGUUCGCAAAGUUCGCAGAGAGAUGGAAUCCGCUGCCAGAGACACUGCUCUCGUGGUCCAAGAACAAUUGCGACAAGAUCCAGCCGAGACCGAGAGACAUGUCGUGCGAAGACGUCGUCCAGUUCGUCGCCGACUGCAACUUCAGUGGAGGCGGCCCGGGACCGGGCAAGUUGGCGGACACGACCAACCGGCAGGUGGCAGACACGUUCUAUCAGAGAACCUACGAGAACUUUCCCCGAGUGCUUCCGAAGUACAUUUAUUACAAUGAGAACACCGCCCGAGAUUACGGUCAGUUUGGUAAUUGGUACUAUCCGAACUACUACCCGCCCACGUACCUCGGCUUCUUUGACGGAAGACCCGCCAGUAUGGCUCAACUGGAGAACGAUUACAAAUUCGCUCGAUCGGGCCACUACCCAUACAACAGGUUCGCGAGGCAAAGAACUUUGAAUAAUGGGGUUGGAAGAGUUCAGAGCCGACAAUAUAAUCAACAUUGGCCUCCAACAAACGUAUCUCCCCACUUGUCUUCAUGAUCUUUUCUACUGCGUCAGGGCUAGUACUGGCCAGAGACCACAGUCCUAUUUGGUAAGAAGCGAGUCGUAAUCGUCAUCUGAAACAUUCCUUCUCAGAACUACAAGGAGUACCGUCGUGACCAAGAUGCGGCUGCCGAACAGAUGUCGCAAAGGGAUCAGGACAUCAAGACUCUGCGUCGUCACCGUACGAGACAUCACGAUGAAGAUGACGAGUAG